Paramecium sonneborni is the source of this 646-nucleotide messenger RNA. Lineage: Eukaryota; Ciliophora; Oligohymenophorea; Peniculida; Parameciidae. The record is from the annotation of a GenBank genome assembly.
GAAAUAAAUAAUUAUAUUGAAUUAUUAUCUAAGAUGAAUCGUAAAGUAUUAAUGAUAGUUGGAGAUUAUGGAGAAGACUUAGAAAUAUAUUUCCCUUUCUAAGCUUUAAAUCUAUUAGGUUUUUAGGUUGAUGCAGUUUGUCCUGAGAGAAAGAAAUAAGAUAAGGUGAAGACUGCAGUUCAUGAUUUUAGAGAUGGAGAUUAAACAUAUAUGGAAUCAAGAGGGCAUGACUUUAUGUUAAAUGCAGAAUUUCCUGUGGAUCCAAAUUAAUAUGUCGGAUUGGUAUUACCAGGAGGAAGAGCUCCUGAAUAUUUGAGAUUACAUGAGGAAGUAUUAGCAAUAGUGGAACAUUUUCUUAAAGAAAAGAAACCUAUAGUAGCUGUUUGUCAUGGAAUUUAAUUGCUUACAGCAGUUGGGGGAAUAGAAGGCAAAAAAUUAACUUGUUAUCCAGCUUGUAAAUUUGAAGUCACAAAAUAAGGAGGUAUUUAUGAGAAGGUUGGAUAUGAUGAAGUAGUUGUUGAUGGUAAUAUUGUAACAUCUCCAGCAUGGCCAGGACAUGCUAAUGCUUUUAGAGAAUUUGUAAAACUCUUAGGAGUAACUAUAACACAUAAAUGAGGAUUUAAAUUCAUUUAAUCAUAAAUAAAUU